Molecule: messenger RNA, 240 nt
Organism: Iphiclides podalirius (scarce swallowtail)
Lineage: Eukaryota; Metazoa; Arthropoda; Insecta; Lepidoptera; Papilionidae
Source: the annotation of a GenBank genome assembly
AUGUCGGCAAGAGAAAUUUAUUAUUCGGAGAAAUACUAUGAUGAAGAAAACGAAUACAGGCAUGUUGUACUUCCGAAAGAAAUGGUGAAACUGGUACCCAAGAAUCAUCUCAUGUCUGAGCAGGAAUGGCGAAGCAUUGGAGUUCAACAGAGCCAAGGGUGGGUGCACUACAUGACACAUCAACCAGAACCCCAUAUCUUACUGUUCAGGAGAAAGAGAACCACACCACCGGAGAAAAAG